Messenger RNA from Symphalangus syndactylus (siamang), 2065 nucleotides. It is a transcript of the gene RUNDC3A, whose product is annotated as RUN domain containing 3A. Lineage: Eukaryota; Metazoa; Chordata; Mammalia; Primates; Hylobatidae. The record is from RefSeq and is a predicted model, not a curated record.
CCUGACGUCACUGGCCGAGGGGGGGCAGGCGGCUGGAGGAGGGGGUGACGGGGCCCGGCUCAGCACCUCGGAGAGCUCCCUCCCCGGCCUUGUUUUGCUCUGGCAUCGCCGCCUGGGGAGGGAGCGAGGGGGCCGGGCACCGGGCGCAAAGGCAGGGGGAUGGCCAUGGAAGGGUUGAGGGGCCCCAGCGGACAGAGGGCCCAGCCGUGAUCCAGCGACUGGUUUGGGGCUCCAGGAGGGGUGGGGGGCAGCGGGCGGCGGCAGCAGUGGCCGCACCUCUGGAUGGAAGCGAGCUUUGUCCAGACCACCAUGGCUCUGGGGCUGUCCUCCAAGAAAGCGUCCUCUCGCAACGUGGCUGUGGAGCGUAAGAACCUGAUCACCGUGUGCAGGUUCUCUGUGAAAACGCUGCUGGAGAAGUACACAGCAGAGCCCAUCGAUGACUCAUCAGAGGAGUUUGUCAAUUUUGCAGCCAUUUUAGAGCAGAUCCUCAGCCACCGCUUCAAAGCCUGUGCCCCAGCAGGUCCAGUGAGCUGGUUCAGCUCAGAUGGGCAGCGGGGCUUCUGGGACUAUAUCCGGCUGGCCUGCAGCAAAGUGCCCAACAACUGUGUGAGCAGCAUCGAGAACAUGGAGAACAUCAGCACAGCCCGGGCCAAGGGCCGGGCAUGGAUCCGGGUGGCACUGAUGGAGAAGCGCAUGUCAGAAUACAUCACCACGGCUCUGCGUGACACCCGGACCACCAGACGGUUCUAUGACUCUGGAGCCAUCAUGCUGCGGGACGAAGCCACCAUCCUCACCGGAAUGCUGAUCGGACUGAGCGCCAUCGAUUUCAGCUUCUGUCUAAAGGGGGAAGUCCUGGACGGGAAGACCCCUGUGGUCAUCGAUUACACGCCGUACCUAAAGUUCACGCAGAGCUACGACUACCUGACGGACGAGGAGGAGCGGCACAGCGCCGAGAGCAGCACGAGCGAGGACAACUCGCCCGAGCACCCGUACCUGCCGCUCGUCACCGACGAAGACAGCUGGUACAGCAAGUGGCACAAGAUGGAGCAGAAGUUCCGCAUCGUCUACGCGCAGAAGGGCUACCUGGAGGAGCUGGUGCGUCUGCGCGAGUCGCAGCUGAAGGACCUGGAGGCGGAGAACCGGCGGCUGCAGCUGCAGCUGGAGGAGGCGGCGGCGCAGAACCAGCGCGAGAAACGGGAGCUGGAAGGCGUGAUCCUGGAGCUGCAGGAGCAGCUGACAGGUCUGAUCCCCAGUGACCACGCCCCUCUGGCCCAGGGUUCCAAGGAGCUCACUACACCCCUGGUCAACCAAUGGCCCUCACUGGGAACGCUUAAUGGGGCCGAGGGCGCCAGCAACGCCAAGCUCUACCGGAGACACAGCUUCAUGAGCACGGAGCCGCUGUCAGCUGAAGCCAGUCUCAGCUCGGACUCCCAGCGCCUGGGAGAGGGCACGCGGGACGAGGAGCCCUGGGGUCCCAUCGGGAAGGACCCCACGCCCUCCAUGCUGGGCCUCUGCGGCUCCCUGGCCUCCAUUCCCAGCUGCAAGUCCCUGGCGAGCUUCAAAUCCAACGAGUGCCUGGUGAGCGACAGUCCCGAGGGCAGCCCGGCACUGAGCCCCAGCUGAGGAACAGCAUGGGCAGUGCCAGCCCCACCUGCCAGGGGCCAUGGACACCUGCCACCUUUCUUCAACAAGAGUCCCCCAAUCCAGGCUACCCUUCCAGAGAACGCUAUCCAUCGAGCCAGGGUUCUCGGGGAAGAUCUCUGCUCACCUUAGCUUUCUGCCUUGGCAGCACGGGCCGUGGAGGAAAGCAGGCUGGGCCAGGAGGCAAGGGUGCCCAAGCCACAGGGAGCCCCUGGGGAAGCCUGCUCCAUUCUUCUGGUGACCUUGGCGCUCCUUCACUCAUCUCCCCUGCCGCCUCAGGAGCUGGUAGCCCAGCUUCCACACCCCCACCUCCCAGUCUCUAGCCUCUCCAUCUGUCUGUGUACGCCCUGGAGUCACUCCUUCCCCAGCCCCCAGAGCAAGAGAGCUCUGCGGGGGAUCAGGCAAAUAAAAACCAGAGGACUGA